Molecule: messenger RNA, 1452 nt
Organism: Aspergillus saccharolyticus JOP 1030-1
Lineage: Eukaryota; Fungi; Ascomycota; Eurotiomycetes; Eurotiales; Aspergillaceae
Product: MFS transporter
Exons: 11
Coding region: 1-1452 (483 amino acids)
Biological process (GO): transmembrane transport
Cellular component (GO): membrane
Molecular function (GO): transmembrane transporter activity
Source: RefSeq, a predicted model, not a curated record
AUGGGUCACGAUGCACGGCAAGAGGCAGAAGAGUCCAUCGAGUUCACUGUGAGCUGGGAUGAGAAUGAUCCAAUGAAUCCAAGGAACAUGAGCAAGGCAAGGCGGUGGCUUAUUACCACAAUUGUCUCCCUUGGGUCACUCUGUGUAGCUUGCACCUCUUCUAUAUAUAGCACAACAUAUGACCAGAUUGAGAGAGAGUUUAACUCUUCUCGAUUGGUCGUGACACUUGGGUUGUCAUUUUUCAUCUGGGGCCUUGGUCUCGGUCCGAUGAUUUUGAGCCCUUUAUCCGAAUUUUAUGGCCGCAGAAAAAUCUACAUCGCAUCAUUCACCCUAUUCGUGGUGUGGCUCAUCCCAUGCGCAGUGGCAAAGAAUAUCCAAACUAUGCUUAUCUCUCGAUUCUUCAACGGAUUGGCAGGUAGUGCAUUUUUGAGUGUAGCUGGCGGUACUGUGGGGGAUAUGUUUGAUCGACAUGAACUCGCUUUACCUAUGAUGUUUUAUACUGCGACCCCAUUCGUUGGUCCUGAAAUCGGUCCUCUUGUUGGUGGAUUCAUCAAUGAAUACAGCACAUGGCGUUGGACAUUUUACGUUCUUCUAAUUUGGGCUGGCCUAGAACUGGUCUCUAUUGUGCUCUUUGUCCCGGAGACUUAUCACCCAGUUCUUCUGAGAUACAAAGCCCGAAAGCUUCGUCAAGAUACCGGUAAUGAGAAAUGGAAAGCCCCAACCGAGAGAUCACAGAGGUCAAUGGCACAGAUGAUCAUGCAGUCUAUGUAUCGUCCUAUUUUGCUUCUGACAAUGGAGCCAAUGUGCUUGAGUCUGUGUAUAUUUUCGGCUCUACUCCUCGGGAUCCUUUAUCUCUUCUUCGGUGCUUUUCAGUUGACCUUUUCCACUGUUUAUGGCUUUUCGGAAUCGCAAUGCGGCCUAUGCUUCAUCGGCCUCUUUGUCGGUAUGCUUUGCGCUAUAUUGACAGAUCCAUUCUGGCGUCGGAAUUAUAUGCGUUUAGAGAGUGCUCACAAAGGGAGGGGAAACGAAACGAAUGACUUUCAACCAGAAUGGCGACUACCUCCGGCCAUUCUAGGGGGCCCAUUGGUCACUGUAGGAAUUUUCAUAUUUGCCUGGACAAUUUACCCUAAUGUACAUUGGAUUGCUCCUAUAAUUGGCAGCGCAGUAUUUGGAGCAGGGACAAUUCUGGUCUAUUCAGGCAUCUUCACCUUCCUUGUUGAUGCUUAUCCAACAUAUGCCGCUAGUGCACUGGCCGCAAAUAGCUUUACCAGGUCAUCAUUUGGAGGAGCAUUUCCGUUGUUCGGGAUCCAGAUGUAUGAUAAGCUAGGUUAUCAUUGGGCAUCAUCAUUGUUGGCGUUCUUGACCCUUCUUAUGGCCCCUUUCCCAUACCUUUUUUUCAAAUAUGGAAGCCAAAUUCGCCAAAAAAGCCGGUUUGCCACAGGAGAAAGGUGA